Messenger RNA from Guyanagaster necrorhizus, 1171 nucleotides. RefSeq lists its product as uncharacterized. The record is from RefSeq and is a predicted model, not a curated record. The coding region runs from base 1 to 939 and encodes 312 amino acids. Lineage: Eukaryota; Fungi; Basidiomycota; Agaricomycetes; Agaricales; Physalacriaceae. The transcript is spliced from 3 exons.
AUGGAGUCGCUGGACCUCAAUACUCUUGCUGGUUCCUUACCAACGGCGCACCAGAAUGCAGAGGCAGAGCUAUUGAAUAGUUUUAAAGCGGCUGCUCUCAGCAUCACGACUCUUUACCGUUCCUCAAGAGACGCCUCAAAACGAGCGUACAGUGCGGGAUAUGCUGCUGCAUGUCAGGAUCUCUUGGCUAUGAUACAGCGAGGAGUCUCAGUUGGUGGCAUAGAGCCAGGGAUGUCGGCGGAAUCAAAUGGCAUGUCUAUCGGCCGCGUCAUGGAUUGGAUAGACGCUCGACUGGACGCGGUGAAAUCGCGACAGGAAGAGGAAGUAGAGGAGGAGGAGAAGGAGAAGGAACGUGGACGGAAGUCGGUCGCUACGGCCCCCCCAAGUGAAGCGAAAGUCAAAGCGGAACCUAAGGAGCAAAUUCCACCAAUGCCGACAUCAAAUUCACCUUGGCCUCGCGUUCAACGACCUUCACCUCAGCCGUCAACUCCGUCUCCUCCGCCACCACCACCUAGCACUCUGCGACAGACCCAGCGUUCGACGCACAGAGCGAAACCUACUUCGUCUUUUAAAGGAGGAGGAGAUUCACCGACUAUCUCUCCACCACUUCGCGCAUCAGAUUACCCUUUCAAUCUUGUUUCCGACGAUACUCUAUCCGUUCCAUCGUUCCCCGUUCCUGAUGUCGUCGCAGGCGCCAAGCGGCGACAUGCAGUAAUGAUGAUGCUUGACAGUUCAUCGUCUCCCGUUUCGACCGCCUCGACGACACCAUCAUCAAAUCACGGGUCAGGUUCAGGGGGGAACCGGCGGCGCACCAGGAGCACACGGAGCACUGCCAGCCAUCUACAGAAUCAGAAUGUUAAUUCGAUUCAGCUGUCUUCAGAAGCAAUGGAUAUUGAAGAUGACAAUGGUCGGGAACGGAAGCGAGUUGCGCGUAGGUAGGACCUCUUCCUCCUGCCUUGCUAUAGAGGCAGAAACGCGUUCUUCUUAUAUAUUGUCCCUCUUCCUCACGGUUCUUCCUUUUCAUACCGGUUUCUAUUGACGUCUCACUUCUUUUUACCAUAUUACUGACAUCUUACGCUUUCAUCACCUUCCAUACAUUCACUGGUAGCACAUCCUUCCAGCAUCGCGCCACCCCUCGUUCAUUACACGUUCCCUAUCUCUGUACCAUCAG